AUGAAGUUUUCAUCAGCCUUUUUGGCAGCCGUGGCUUUCGGCGUCGCCGCUGCCCAGUCAUCCACUGGUGGUAUUUGGCAGAGACCCAGCAAGCUUCCCACGCAAAAUCAAAUCACCUCCCAUGGCUGCUUCAACGCAAAUGCUACCUCGUGGAAGAAAUACCCCGUGGAUAACCUGAGUGUGGGCAGUUGCACGGGAGAAUGCAAGGACAAACAGCAACAGGAGGUUGCUGCCAUCAACGGCGAAGAUUGCUACUGUGGUAACGAAUAUCCGCCAGCGGACUCUCUUGUUGCCGACACCAAGUGCAACUUCCCCUGUCCAGGCUAUAACUUGGAGGCCUGCGGUGGUGUUGACCUUCCUACUUUGUUCUACUCGGUUUACAACACUGGCAUCAAACUAGUUGUGCCAAACGCGCAGCCUGUGUCGACCUCGGUGGCCUCUACUGCCAAGCCCACAACAAGUUCACCAGGCCCCAUGCAAACGAUCAUUGAGACUCCGACUACGGAACCGACGCCCACUGGUGAUUCCAAGAAGGGUGGCACAAACGUAGCCGGCAUCGCCGCCGGUGUCGUUGUUGGCGUUGUCGUCAUUGCUGCCAUUGUCGGAGGCGCCUUCUUCUUCAUCCGUCGCAAGCGCAACCAGGAGAUUGAGGAGGAGCACCGCCGCAACGCUGCCGUGAACGCCUUCAUUGGCGGUUCCAAGCCUCCCAGCAGCAGCGGUGUCUCCAUGACGGACUCUCGCAUGGAUCCCACGCUUGCUCACCGCCGCAUGAGCGACGGAAGUAUCGCGGACAACCAAGAUUACUCGCGAAAGAUUCUUCGAGUGAGUUACAAACGCAUGAACAACUCACGUCGCGACGACCAACGACGAGCCUACGGCUACUAA
Messenger RNA from Colletotrichum truncatum, 885 nucleotides. Lineage: Eukaryota; Fungi; Ascomycota; Sordariomycetes; Glomerellales; Glomerellaceae. The record is from RefSeq and is a predicted model, not a curated record.